Pocillopora verrucosa is the source of this 9818-nucleotide messenger RNA. RefSeq lists its product as uncharacterized. Lineage: Eukaryota; Metazoa; Cnidaria; Anthozoa; Scleractinia; Pocilloporidae. The record is from RefSeq and is a predicted model, not a curated record. Gene Ontology annotation, molecular function: monoatomic cation channel activity. Gene Ontology annotation, cellular component: plasma membrane. Gene Ontology annotation, biological process: calcium ion transport.
GGACGAAAGCAGCAUAUAAAUUGUGAUUGCAAUUUGGUGAAGGCUCAAGUUUAUAUGUUGACUUUGUAAAACAAGUGGCAGUUUAGUCCAACGAGAAGGCCUGUAGAAGUGAAUGAAUCAAUAACAUGCAGCUAAAAGAGUUCUGGGCUUGCUUUGGAUUCGUUCUGUUGUUUUCUGCAGAUGUGAACUGUUCUGGCUCCAGAAGCGGUCACAGUGCGAGUAACAGUACGACCAACCCUAACCGCUGUCCUCCUUAUCAGGUUUUUUGUGAACCUACGGGUCAAUGUGUCAAUCGCUCGGGGUUCACUUGUGGAAACAAUUCGUGCGCGAGGAACGAAAAACUCUGUGGUCCACCCCAGGAAAUGAAUUGUGAACCUGGAAAUCAGCAAUGUCCCAAGGAUUUCAGAGGACAUAAUUCCAAUCUCAAGCGAAAUAACAGCAUCCCCUCCAAAUUGAAUGAAAGUCUCCCCAUGAGUAAAAUUGAUCGUAACGUCUCCCAAGUUAACGUUCAACACCGCCGUCGUUCGCAAGACGAUGCAAACCCGUUCUCAGCUGGGAGGACUCGAGAUGGUCAGCAUGACUUUCAGCGAAAUGAGACAAGUAAUAUGUUGAAUGAUACAAGGUUGAGGAGAAUUUUGGGUCGGUCUUUCAACCCUUCUAUGAUUGAUGAGAUAAUUGGGAAAGGGCGUCGUUCUAACGUGACACAUGAUAAAAAAGAUGUCAAGAAUCAAGAGGCAUGCGACAGACGAUAUUCCCACUGCAUUAGAUCCACCUUGGCGAAUUUGAUGUUGUUCAAAGAUCUGGAUGGGGAAUGCUGCAGGAUGACUCAGGAACCUCUUCAGUUCGUCAAAAGUUUGCACAAUAUCAGUCGGAAGUUUAUUGAUUGUCCUCCUGGAAAGAAGUUUUCUCCUCUGAGUUUUGUUUUCAAGGAUAAUGGUGGAUGCAUUCCGAUGAAUCGCUCAGACGACGAUGUUCCCGAAGAACACCGGUGGACUUCGUCAAAAAACAGAUCUGAAAAAGAACAUAGUUUUUGUGAAAUCGUCAAGAAAAACGUUAAUGACAAAAAACCGCUUUCUUCUCGUCGUCUUGUGCGUUGGUUGGUGGAGAAAUACAACGUUUCCCGUUCGGUGAAACACUGUCCAAUAGGAAAGACGUUUUGUCCUUCGUCCUUCGACUGUAGAACAAAAGAACGCGGGUGUCACGCUGAGAAGCUGAAAAAGUGGGCGUCAAAGAACCUUUGCAAUUCCUCAGAACAUCUCUGUCUCGGCUGUGGAGCUGGAUGCCGCUUGAAGAAAAACGAAUGUCCAAAAGAAGCAAACAUGAGCAGAGCAUUGAGCCAAGCAGCGCUCUCAAUUGAACCAGGAAAUAUUCAAAACAAGACAAUGCGUUUACUAUCUAAAUCAGGAUGGGCUUCAUUCUGCUUUGUUAGAAAGGCCUUGUUGACUUGCAUUUUGGAGCAACUCAAAGAUUGCAUGUCACGUGAAGUUCACUGUCGUGAAGCUGGGUACGAAUCACAUAUGAGUUGCCUCUCUGGUAAAACUUUCUGCCAAAAGAUCGUUGACGUCGCUUGUCCUUUCUCCGCUGAGAAUUGCCAUCUGUGCAACCUCCUCAGGAAAAAUGCAAGUAGGUUUGCGAGGGUUAUUAAGAACCGGUCCACAAAGACCCCGUUUGGAGGCAACUGUUCUGAAGAAGAGGUUUACUGUCCUACUUCGUUGGGCUGCGUACCCAAAGGUAGUUUAUCCAACUGCACUGCAAACAGGCAGUUUUUUCAACUGGGAAUGGAGAAAGAGCCGUGGGACAAAAGCAAAACACGCAGAGACGAUGCAGGAUUUUGUAUGCUGACUAUGAGCCUUGCUAGAAAUGGUUCGUGUUCUUUUGGCACAUGGCUUCAGUGGCAAACACGAAAAAACAAAAGCUGCUCACCUUUUGGUCCUAAACUUAGAUGUUGUCCAAAAGAUGAGGUUUUUUCUGUCUCGACCAUGAAAUGCGUUGAUCCAAAUGACAAAGACCAGAUGAAUGGUCAGCCUGACCAAAAAGCUUCGUGCAAGCCUGAUAAUCAAGAGUCUUGUCCACGCCAACACGAUUGCCUCCCUAAACAUUUCAACUGCACCAAGCCGGAUAAGUUUGAUUACUUCUCUAUCAGUGCGUUUGCUAACAGGAGCGGCUGGGCAGCUUUUUGUCAAGUCCUCCGCCCCUUUACGGUAAGACUAGAGUAUGGUCUCAAGAAAUGCAAACAGUUUCUAUCAAAAUCAGACGAAACCUGUCGGGCUGACAUUAGUUGUACAGACGAACAACAGUUUUGCCGCCGCCUAGGACGAUGUGCUCCCAGAGGAAACUGUAGUGGCAUUAGACAGAGACAACCGGAGCACAGGAAUCCCACACCCACUCAAUAUCCUCUCUGUAACUCGUCAGACCCAGAGGCGCGAAUGCUGUGGUCCAAAGAACCCCUCAAAUAUCUAUUUUCGGCCAGCGAAGUUCCAGAUCUUAUCGGGCUGUUCGCGGUUAGGAAUAAAUACAGUGCCAGCCUGGAGUUCAAAUCAGAAGCUGAAAACGAAUGGAGGCCAUACAAAGGAUGUGCAGAUGAUCAAAUGCUAGUGGUGUCAACUGAAAGCGCUUUAAGGUUUCAACGUUGUGCACAUGGCUUCUUGUCCUUUGAAAUUGAAAUUGGACCGAGGAAUUCCGCACAUGGGCAAUGUGUAGACAUUUCGGCAUCGGUUCGAAAGAGAGACGUAGUUGUCAUGGUUUUGAUGCCAAACUGCGCCGCUGGUCUGGACAUCAAUGUUAUUCGUCCAAAAAUUAUUUUGAGAGAGGAUCAUUCCUCGCAGAAAGAACAGUUUUCCAAAUAUGUCAACGUUACAAGUCAUCCGAAAAACUGCAGUGAAUUAAAACUAAAUAAAUCGCUGGCCUGUCGGGUUCCCAAAAAGUUUACUUCACUAUACAACCAAGCAGUGAAACAGCUGCAACAGAAGAUUACCGGGGUGGUCAUAACAAAAACGAAGCCCUUAAAUAAAGUGCAACUAAGAUGCUCCAUUAAAAGAUCCAGGAAGCUUCUUGAAGUUACUCCGAAUGGACCAAGUUCCAAGUCUGUAUUUUUCGCGCCGGAUUGGACCUGUGUAAUGGAGCCGUCUCCAAAUAUGUUUGGUAAUGUUAACCUUACAUUAGCUCCUGCCUGCAGAGUACCAGCGCAUUCUCCAGUCGACUUAAAUGAAGAAAAACCCACGUGGCUCAGGGAAAUAUCCGAGAAAGAAUAUAGCAGUAUCUUGCGUAGGAUUGAGAAUGGGCGCAUUGAGGAAGCCAUCGAGAAACUUAUAGAUCGACUACAGAGAGGAACCAAUGUUAACUUGAAGAGAAAGAUUGUAAAUUUUGUGAGGUCUUUCAUUGUGCCGGAUGUAAAGGGAAGCUGUGCGGGAUCACAAGAGGGCAAAUGCCGCAUAGGAUCAGGAAUGGCUCGGCUACAAGUCAGAAUAUUAUCCUUGAACGACCCUCCCAAGUUUCAAUUGGAAAAUCGUGAGAAAUUAAUUCCUUUCCCGCCAGUUCGGGAGAACUUUAGUGACGCUGAUAUCAGAUGUUGGCGAGUUGGAAACUUGACGAAGAUGAGCUCGGAGUAUGUCAGAUACGUCUUCGAAAGGAAAGAGGUUCCCAAGGACUUUAUAAAAGUGAAGCCGCUUAACCCGAAUCGCCGCCCAUUCACUGUUGUAGCUGAUCCUGAUGACUCUGAGAUUGGAUUGGCUGUAUUGCAUGCACCACCACAGAAGUAUGUCGCUUGGAAAUUCAGGAUCGAAAAUGGCCCUCUACAAGAGAUAAAUUUGACUUCAGGGGUGAUGCUUCUCUUAGGACCAAAUGAUUGCAUUGCCUUAAAGCCCCGCAGAAACGUAUCUUGGACAAAGGGUCAAUCAAGGAAAUCGAUAUUUUUGAUGGUUAAAGCUUACGACAACUCAGAUAACAAAUCAUCAGGAUACUACGAAAUGAAUUCCACCGCCUUAGAGUUGGAUACAUCUUUAUCACGGGAGAGUGUCAAGUUCGUAGCAGCUCAGCUUGGGUGUGAUAAUGUGGCCUGGUCAAGGAAGAAAAGAGACAAAUGUAAUCAGUGCCCCAGGAGAGGUGUCAAGGAAAAUAGCUGCCUUGGAUGCGAUAACAUACCUUACUCAAAUAAGAAAAAAGAUGAGUGUAACAGAUGCGACAACAAGACUACUUCAUUCUGUUCUGGGAGCUGCUUGAUACCAUCUUACGUAGAUGAAUGUAACAUUUGCCAGUCCAACGACAAUGUCAUCAAUUUCAAAGACUGCAAUGGUGACUGCAACGGUAAAGCAAAAUGGUCUGAUUGCAAUACUACUGUUUGUGUUGGCGGGAAAACUAUGAAGCCAUUGCAUUGGGGAAAAGACGAGUGCGGAGUUUGCGGCGGAGAUAAUUCGACGUGUGUUGACUGUGAAGGAGUACCACAUGGAAACAAAACGAAGGAUUCAUGUGGUAAUUGUGCAGAUCCUCAAGACACGAAAAACUUUGAUAAAUGUCCGAAAAUCCUUGAUUGUGAUUCCAGAGCCUUACCUUCAAAUCAACAAACAUUGAUGAGCCUGAGAGUUACUGGGAUGGCCAAAAAGAUCACCUGCUAUCUCUACAAGGACGCUGAAAGAAAAUACGACUUGACGUUUGUGAAGGCUCUUUCAAGGAAGAAAGUUAUAGUAAAAACACCAAGUAUGAGAACUGGUAACUAUUCACUUAACUGUUCUUUUGACGGGAACAAAAACAAACUGGGAUUCGACAAGUUUAGGAUCCUGGUUUAUGGAAAACCUGAUAUCAUCGAGGCCAGCCCGAAUGAAACUGAAAUCAACACCGAAAGAAAUGUAACACUCACAGGUAGAGGAUUUUUCAAGACUACCUCUUUAGCAUGUGUGAUUUCCAAAGAAAAAAACGAGAAAGAGGAGGAGAGCUUACAAAAGAUUCCAGCCCUUUACGUCAACCCAACAACAAUUGUCUGUAUUCUGAAGCGUUUCAUUAAGGCGCAGCGCGGAACGAUCAGCAUUCUCUUUGCCAUCGGAGCAGAAAACGAAAAAAUAUCCAGAGAUAUUGCAGUUAAGUUUAAUUUCUACGAUCGCGUACCUAAGCCUUUGGAAUGCAAGUUUAGGGCGUCUGCUCGCUUCAUAUCCAUCCGUUUUGAUAGACUGGUUGACUGCACCGACAAGUGGGAGAGUGGCGACCGCUUCAUAACAGGCAGUGCUCUGGAAAAAAUAACUAAAGCGUCAAAGGCUCGCUGUAAAAAUAAAAAACUUAUCAUCAGCCUCCCGCAAAAUUCCCGACUUCGCCCCGGAGAGGAAGUGGAACUUGACCUGAAGAGUUUUAAAAGCAAAUGGUCAAGUUAUACUAAACAUUUUCCUUCAGAUAAAAAGAAUGUCACGUGCAACUUAGAAGAUGGUGUGAAUCUCUCGGUCGAGAUUUCUGGCCCAAAGAAAGUAGGACGGUGCAAUUCAUUAGUGAUUUCCGCAAAGACAAACAUGCCAGCAAAUAUGAAUUGGACAGUGGCUGUAAUCGAUUCACCGGCAGCAUCUAGGCACACCGCUAACGUGCAGGAACUGAACAGCAGAUUCAAAUACUUGCCAUCCAAUCAAACUAGAAUACGACUUAAUGCGAGCAAUGUCCUAGAGGGAGCAAAAUACAACAUAACAGUGUGUGCCCAGGAACGUCUCACAGAAAAAAUGGAAAUGGCUUGUGAUUCCAUCAUCACUGAGCGCGUUGGUAAAGAAAUUCCAAAGAUCAAGUUUGCUAAGGCGACAAUGGAAAUUAGUCCCUCUCGAACACUGAAGCUACGCGCAAAUGUUCGUGCCUCUUCGUGCGCCACAUCAGACAUGCGUUAUUUGUCAUUUAUAUGGUCAUGUGACGACCCAAAUAUGGAGUUUGAUGACAGCAGCCCGGUGCUUGAAAUAAAAGAUGAUCAGUGGACUUCUGGGAAAAAAUAUGAAUUCACUCUGACAGUGUAUGUCAAAGGUGAUGACAAACUGUUUUCGGAUGACAAAGUCACCAUUAUGACAAAGAGAGUACCUAUUGUCGCCAAGAUUAAAGGUGGAGAAAAAGUAUCGUUAAGUGUCCACCAAGAGGCAGUGUGUGAUGGGAGCGACUCCAAAGAUUCUAACAACUUACGUGGAAAUCCCAUUUACGUGUGGAUGGCAAACUGCAAAGAAGGGGACAAAUGGUAUCCAACAUUUUACAGAAACAAGACAAGCGAAAAGAUUCAACGGCUCAUUUUACCACGAACAGCAGUUGUCCGUAUUCCACCAGACACAUUACCUGCUGAUAAAACUUGUGCUGUGACACUGAAUUAUUACAAGGACGACAUGAACGCCUCUGCAUCCGUGUACUAUGAACUGAAAGGAAGGGAAAUUCCUGAGGUAAAGAUGCUUCGAGUCGCUCGAAUUCUCACUAGUAACAAGGUGAUAUUCCGAGUUGUCUUGAAGACCAAGCUACCUGAAGUAACAGUUAAAUGGUCGUGUAAAGAGAGAGACGACGAAGGAAAAAUGAUCGACGUUGAUCUUGAAGAUUUUGCUCGCACGCGAUCAGUCCUUAUCGUCAAGAAGAGACCGAAUAGACUCAUUAUCAAGCAGAAAGUGUCGCUUGUUCUGAAAAACCUGCCAGAUGGAAUAAAGUUAAGAUGCAAAUGUCAGGUAUCCCACGAGGAACUGGAGGCUUUCGUUGAGGAGGAGCUUGAUGUUAAUGAGCCACCUUUGGAAGGAACAAGUUUAGUUGAGAAAUCAGAGGAUGGAAAAAUUUCGAUAACAGGUCAAGGUUUUGAAGACCCUGAAGGCGAGGAGUUGUCGUACCGUUGCGGAUAUAUCGAGGAAGGCGAGAAAACCAAAUACCACGCCAUUUCUUCCUGGUCUAUGGACAACACUUGUGAAGACGUCCUUUUACCUGAAGGUAAAGAGGUCAACAAUUACGAAAUAAAGUGUUUCGUAGAAGCGAAAGAUAUGCAGGGAGCUAAAACACUCAGUGAAUGUUCAGCAACUGUUACUCCGCGAGAAUCGCUUUGCAAAGCGGAGGAAAUAACAAGAGAAGUGGACGACCUCAAGGAACGGGUUAGCCUGGGCGAAAUACCUGAAGCUACCGCGGAGCUUCAGUUAAUAGCACAAUGUGCAGACAACAAUGACAACGGCAGCUCUGAUGCUCUUAAGGAAGGUGUAAAGGAAGCUGCAAAUGGGCUCAAUGAACUCAUGGUAGAACGGAGAGGGAAAACUCCUGACCCCGAUGGCGACGCAGGAAUAAUGAGAGCAGUGGAGGUCACUGUGGAUGCAGCCAAGAAGGGCAAUGCAGAGAUAAAUUUCAAAGAAAUAUCUGGAAAUGUUCGUGAAAUGAAUUUUCCUCAGCCUGGAGAAAGCGAUUUUAAUCCUCGUCGAAAACGACGGGCAGCUGAUGAUGGCAGCAAUGAAGGAGAGGGAGAAGUUACGAUGAAGACAGCAGAUGAGGUUGAAACCGUUCUGAGUAUUUACAAUACACUUAUCGACCCCAACAACUUUACCGAUGCCUCCAUGUUAGUGAAAGGGGACCUUGUGUCUCUCGUUGAUGAACUCGGGCGUUCCAUGUGCCAAGGAAUUAGUACUGGAGAGGAAGCUGUCAUUGCUGAAUCAAACAUCGUUGUUAUCAAAAGUGAACAGAACAGUUUUGAUGAUGUAGAUGUUAACUUCACUCACAUCGCAUGUGAAAAUUGUAGCUCUGUUCAAAUCAGUGCACAGGUCCUGCUUGGACAAGCUUUGAAGGACCUCUACCAAAGCUGGGACUGUGACCAAGAUGGUUGUAAUGGCGCGUGUAUCGUGUCCGCUCAGUAUCCGUACGACCUUCUAGCUACGUUGAACAACAGAAGCUCUAUCAGUGACGUUGUUUACGUCAAACUCUUCAACCCAGAGAAUGCAGCCAACUUGCCAGUUAGUGAUCUUUCUGAUGCUGUCAGAUUCAGGAUUCCACUGCAUAGAUACAGCAAGUCUGAUGACACAGUCCCUGUGUGCCACGUUUGGGACCCCUUAAGUUCGUUGUGGACCACAGAGGACAUAAUUACUGGCGCAACAUCCCAAAUUGGAAACGGAGGAGUAUCAGUUGAAUGUCAAUAUCAAAAGCUUGGAUUCAUCACUAUUUUUGCUGUCAACUCUUCAAUUCAAUCAGCGCAGACUUCCACCUCUCAACCUCUCACAGUGUCCUCUCGACAUCUCAACACCGAACAACUGGUUUACAUACAGUUUAAGUUUGUUGCCAAUUUUGAAGAAAUCAUUCCCAAUGAAGAGAAGAAAAAAGAAUUUAUAAUAGAUUUUACGCAAAAAAUAGCCGAUGCUAUGUCAAUCAACAAAUUUAGAAUUGCAGAUGUCGUUGUUCAGCCAGGAAGCAUUCUCGUCUCUUUCACCCUGUUACCGGGAGGUCCUGGGGAGAUAAGUGUUUCCAUGGCUAUGACAGAACUAAAGGAUCAGGUAAUGGGUGGCACUUUCUCUUUCAUUCUGGCUGAUGAAAGGAAGCUGGUGGCAGAUUCUACGUCUUUCCUGACGUCUUCAACUGGGUGGCCCUCGACAGCAUCAACACCUCAAUACAUCAGACCUACAACAACACGUGAUGAACUAAUCGAGACUUCAAGGGGUCUCAGCACCAGCACUCUGGUCGGCAUCAUCGUGGGCUCUGUGGUUGGCGUGGUUUUCGUUAUUGUUGGUGUGAUUGUGAUCAGAUUUAGAAAUAGCAAAGGCAAAGUUGUGGAAGAUAUUUCUAAUUCUCAGCUAAAAUUGACGAUCUCGCCUCGAAACUCAAUUGGCCACGAUAAUAGAGGGAUAAAGCAAGAAAAUUCACAAGAUUACGAACAGAGUAAUCAGUUUCCCAUGAUGGAAUUUACAGAGGAAGUCGAUUUGCCAGGGACGCCAUAUCACCCUGACCAUUGCUGAAGACUUGCACUAAAGCCACAGGUGACGUGGAUGCCGCAGUGUCCGUGCGCAGCUGUUAUCUCAAGCUCUCAAUAUGAACCUUUUUUUGCACAUUAAUUAUCCAACAUAGUUGCAUAUCUAGUCCAACAGUAUUAUUAAUCACCAUUCUGGGCUCGUUACCAGAUUUUGUGGCUGAACUGCCAGGUUUUUCUCGCAUGUCUAUGAUCAGGAAUUUCGUUGUAAAUCUGAUUUUUUUUCAACUAAUCUUAGCCCAAUAUCCAACAUGGUUAGUUCGCCAAGUCAGUAGAGGAAUCGUAGAUACGAACAAGUUAAGAUGACGUAAGAUGAACUCCGGCCAAUAUCCCAAAUAGGUCGAUCCCGUUUGUUACCUGGUCUGAUCUGUUUUCGAUGUUUUGAAGUCUACAGUAGUAUCAUGCUAUUAUGCAAACAGUUGCCCUUUUGUGAAUUGAAUUCCUUACUUGUGAUAACUUUAAAGAGAACAUAAGGUAAAUCAGAAAAACUGAUCAACACAAAACGACGAUGACACCAAUAGCGUGAAGAUCGCACAAGAUGAACCAUAAGAGUGUUACUCCACUAUCAUUUAUACCACUUUCGUUUGUUGUGGAUGUCAAAUUUCACUGUAUAAAGGUAAAAAGAUUAUGGGGUAACACUUAAUCCAUUUAUGUCAUCAUUUUCUCCAUGGCCAUAAGGUAAUUGAAUCUGAACUUUUUAGUACAUACAUGUAGCGUUAUUCCUGUAGCCCCCCAGCACUGCAUAUAUUUGUCAGCUUUUGUGGCUCAUAACUGAGACACCCUCCUUACGUAAAUUUCCUACUGCGUUAUAGUCAAGCCCAAAGCUUGGAGGUAAGUAACCCCAUAACCUCUUAGGCUUCUAUGACUAUGAACCUUUUUUUGUAUUUAACCGAGAAUAAAAUUGAUA